Molecule: messenger RNA, 2387 nt
Organism: Physella acuta
Lineage: Eukaryota; Metazoa; Mollusca; Gastropoda; Physidae
Biological process (GO): signal transduction
Source: RefSeq, a predicted model, not a curated record
AACAUCUGCAAUAGAAUCAAACAAAAAGACCAAUGAUGUCAAAAAUAAAGAGAGCACAUCUGGAGACAGCAAUCCUGAUGGCAUUAAUACACCUGACUCAGUUAAAAAUUUAGAAAUGCUAAUAAAAAAAUGCAAUCUGCCAAAACCAAAUUUUCAAGAAGGAUUAGAGAUUAUAAAACAAAAUGUGAAAUUAUCAACAGCUUUUGAAGUGGCUAUAGACUGUGUCAACCAUUUUGAAGCAGACCUUUCUUCAUGGGUAAAUGAUCUUGAAAAAAUAAACAAGAAAUACUUUGAUAUGCAACAUGAGGACAGAUCUAUUUUUGGAGAUUUCCUCUCUGCUACCCAGUUUGGUAAAUUAAGUUUUCUGAAAUACAAAUCUCUCUUGAAAUCAAAUGGCCUUGAACACUUUAACGACAGUCUUGUUUCAUACAAAAUAAAAGAUUCUGAAGCUCAGCAAGUCUUGUUCUAUAUAAGAUUUCACUGGUGGAAUUUUAGUGAUGCCAGUACUAAAUUUUGUAUAAGUUUGGCAAAUGAAGGUGUUUUGAAGGAAUUAGCUCAAGACUUAGUUAACUUGAUUGGCACAGAGGGGAAUAUAUUGGGAAAAUCCCAUUGUUUUGAAUCUGCUAUAGGUGCUCUACACAAUAUGGCAAAAGUUGAAAGUCUGAGGCAACUGUACAGAGAUGCAAAAGUGGUAGAUACCCUGGGCAAUUUUCUUAAUUAUGAAGAUCAGCCAAAGGUCACAAUGUUGGUGCUUAUGACCUUGGCACUAAUAAUUGAUGAAAAUCAAACACACCUCUUGAUAUCCAGGGACAGUGUCUUUGAUCUUAUUUUUGAACUUAUCCAAGAGGCUAUGAAAAGAAGUGAUCAUCGUUAUAGUGGCUUUAGCCUUGAAGAGUUACUGCUAGCAUUAAGCGGCUUAAGUAAAAAUGAUGAAGUCAAAAAAAUUGUGGUACAAAAGGGCAUUCUUGAUCAGGUACAGAAUGUGCUGCUCAGCUGUCAAGGAAAUGAAAUAAUUCAGGCUUUGAAACUGUUAUGGGAACUCUCUUUUGACAAAGACAAUAAAGUAAAAAUUCAGGAAAAUAAAACUCUUUUGAAAUCUGUAAAAGAAUGUGCAAAAAAUGCAGACAAAAGGUUAUCUAGUGCAGCAGAAGGAGUACUCUGGGUUAUUAGGCAAGAUAAACCAGAGAAAAUGGACGCUAAAGAAAUAAAUAAAAAAAAAGGAAGCACAAAAAGUCAAGGUCAUGUUAUGAUAAGUUAUAACUGGGGUGACCAAGCCAAGUUAAUCAAGAUUCGUGAUGUUUUACGAAGCCAUGGUUUUAAGAUAUGGAUGGACAUUGACAACAUCACUGGCUCCUCACUUCAAGCCAUGGCUGAAGCUGUAGAGAAAGCUGAUGUUAUUUUGAUGUGUAUGUCUGAGAAGUAUAAAAACAGCUUAAAUUGCAGAUCAGAGGCAGAAUAUGCAUUCAGUUUGCAUAAAGAUAUUAUUCCUCUUAUGAUGCAAUUGCAAUACACACCAGAUGGUUGGCUAGGUAUAUUGCGUGGAUCAAAAAUUUUCUAUGAUUUUUCAGGUAAAUAUCCUUUUGAUGCAAAAAUGGAUGAACUUAUUCGGGAAAUAGGAGACAGAGGCAAAAUUAGUGCUUAUCAUGAUGUAAUUGUCAAGGAAGAAAUUGCCCAAUUAGGCGCUGUUCUUCCAACCACAUCUAACAGCAUGAACGUAGCUGAGUGGAUAAAAGAAAAUAAUCUUUCAAAAUUCACUUCACUUUCUUCACUUUCAAGUGACCAGUUAGAGUUCCUAAAAAAGAUUUCUGUUCGUGCUCCAGAGUUUUACUACAAUUUUAUGCUGAACUUGUUGACAGGCAAGGUGAAGGCUGACAGCUUGACAUCACUGACUAUUGUUACAAAUGCCAUAGAUAAAAUUAAAAAAUAGCUUUAAAUUAGCCUUUUGCUACUACUGUGAUAACUUCAUUGAAUAUACAUAUGUUAUUUUAUUUGCCAAUACAAACUGAUAUUUGUACUAUAGUAUUUCUGGUAACAAGAUAAUUUUUUUUAAAAUUUGGUAUUAUAUUUCAUAUACUGCACAAAGUGAUAUUCUUAGACAAAUUUAAUAACAGACAAACACAUUUAUUUGACACUUUUAAAUUUAUUAUUUCUAGUUAAUAAAGAUGUGUUUAUUUCAGUGUUACUUUUAUUUUAUCUUCUAAGUCAAAAUAAAGCAAUUUUUUGUUUUAUUGACCAAUCCCAGUAGAGCUGAAAAGCUAUCUGUUUGCUGUUUAAAAUAUUUUGCUCAAAUGUGUACAUUUAAAAAAAGAUUUUAUUAAUUAAAAUUGUAAAUACAAGGCUAUGCCUAUUCAAGCCUUUUUUCUCACCAAGUUAAUAAUUUUUAUUUA